Messenger RNA from Physella acuta, 1790 nucleotides. RefSeq lists its product as uncharacterized. The record is from RefSeq and is a predicted model, not a curated record. NCBI's taxonomy places the organism in Eukaryota, Metazoa, Mollusca, Gastropoda, Physidae.
CAACUACUAAUAGACAGAACUUUCGUCUAUCAGAUUUAGUUCUGAAGAUGUUAUUGGCUAGCGCAAUCCUGCUUCUAGCUGUGAUAACCUGCAGAGCCAAUGCUGGCUGCAGCAGGGCUGACUGGUGGUCAAGCCUGGACAGGCAGGGGCUGUCAAAAUGUAAUGACGGGAACGAUUUCAUCUCUGGCUUCUACAGAAACGACAGAAGUAGUUGGAACGACGACCCCUUGCAGUUGUUGGAAGAAGCGGAAUGCUGUAGCAGAAACUGGCCUUGGUCGAACUCUAAAACACAAACCGUGUAUGCUGAUUGGUGGCUGGCGUUUGAUAGAUCGAAUUCCUGGGCGUAUUGUCCUGCUGGGUAUUUCCUGAAUGGUAUUUACAGAAGUGAUAACAACAAAGGACUCUUGUAUAACAUUGAAGAAGGGAGAUGUGCUAAACCAGCCGACCACCCCCCAUACCACGGGCACUGUUAUGACCAUGACAUCGGUUUAUGCUUUGAUAACAAAGGCUUAUGUAGAUGUAACAACGACUACUACGUCGCUGGUAUAUAUCGCGGUGACUGUGAUAAACUCUAUUGUCUAGAAACACUGAGAUGCUGUAAGACAGUUUCAGCACCUGAAGAACUAGACGAGCUGUACAAGGUGAAGACCCGCACCAUGGACACUACGAUGUCGGACAUGGCUUUACUGGCUCAUUAUAUGGGCUUCGGCUGGUGCUCGGGUUGUAGAGCAGCGUAUGUUGGAGAAGAUUUUAGAAGAAGUGGAGACACUUGGAAUGCUGAUAAAAGUGGACGCUGUGAAGGAUACAUGAGUGACAAGCGUCUGAGCAUGGCCUAUGGUGACUGGAGCUUUGGGAUAAAGGACAUCAAAUAUGGAACACCUGUGAUACAAGACUUAACUCCCGAAACGAUUGACUCUGGUACUAUAUAUAACAAUGACCCGACUGAUGCCACAAAAACUAUCACGAGAUCUGAGACCAGUGUCCGUAGCGUCACACAUACCACAACAAGCUCUUGGAAAUACAGCCACGAGCUGAAUGUCCAAGUGAGCUACACACCGCCUUCUGAGACAGGGGGUGUCGGAGGGUCUAUCGGCUACAAGUUCAACUACGAGACCACCACCACAACAUCAGAUGAGACAAAGAAAGAGCAGUCAAAAACCUUUUCCGUUAGCACAUCUAAAACUCUCAAACCGAAUUCCGCUUCUAAGUGGAGUCUCGUCCUUUCUAAGACAAGAACCUCUGUGACCUACACAGCAACUGUUAUUGCAAAGUUUUCCUGUGAGCUUCAAGGUUUUCUACGUUGGGGUGGCGGCGCAAGCAGUAUCGAUACCAACUACCAUUACCAGUAUCGUGGUAGCGGAGAUCGUCCCACGUUUAACUACAAAUUUGGCGAUACCAGCACUCCCUUCUACACAGCCCUGAAACGACAAAGCGAUACCAACUCGCAGCCUUGGCUGUGGAACGACUUGAAAAACGCCUAUCCGUACGCUCAAAAUUUAAUCAACGAUUUGUGUAAUGAAAACAGAUACGUCUUUACACUGUAUGGCAGGUUUGAUGACGUCAUUGGCAAGCACGCCGAGUUCCACUGGGACUCUGUGCCGUUACGCAAGCGAUCAGCCGACCGGGGCGAGGACGUACCUGAUGUCAUACACCAGAACUCCACUCACGUCGCCAAGGCUCUGCCUAACGAUGUUCCGCUGGUGAAGCUUGAGCCUCCUAAGAUCAACAUCGAGGUGAAGAACCAGACCAAGAUAGAGAAGCCAGCGCCUUCUGGCUCUUAGUAAGCCACG